This is a messenger RNA of Peronospora matthiolae, 651 nucleotides long. NCBI's taxonomy places the organism in Eukaryota, Oomycota, Peronosporomycetes, Peronosporales, Peronosporaceae. The record is from the annotation of a GenBank genome assembly.
AUGUACGAAGGGAUUGACAACCUGAAAUCCCUUUACGACCGUGCCGGGAAGACUUUCUCCGGCGGUCCUUCUGCGGCACAGGAUGUGCCGCGUCGUACUGCUCAACCAGACCCAGUACGUCAACCAUCAGUUGGGAGCGGGGCUCCCAAGUAUCCCAGGACGGGGGAUAGUCGCGCCACCGGACGAGAUAACUCGUCCGACGUCCGUUCACGUCGCGGUGGUUCAACAGCUGCUCAACUAGAUAGCGCUGGCCACCGCGAGAGUCCUCUAAUGGAGGUGGAGGAGGAGGAAAGACGCUCUCCACACGAUCAUGGGGAUCCGUGUGUUCCCGAGAGCUUCUUUGAUCGCGUAACGCAAGGGUUACGCAACGAUCUCGAGCAUGGGCGGGACAGGCGUCUCCAAAUGGGAGACACUGUCUCGAAGCAUCGAGCUGAGUUUGCCUUUGCUCAGCUUGAGAACGAGAGAUCUCUGACAUCUCUUCGUGACGAGCUAAGGGUAGCUCGUGGGAUUGUUGAUCGGUCUCGGGCUGAGAUAACUGCUCUUCAGACCCUUGUCGAUGCCCACCAUCGGGAGCACAAGGCUCUCUGCGAGAUGCUUGAGCGCAAGGGCGUUCUUCAUCGGAAGAAACAGCGUACUGAUGGUACGGCUUAA